Molecule: messenger RNA, 5124 nt
Organism: Closterium sp. Naga37s-1
Lineage: Eukaryota; Viridiplantae; Streptophyta; Zygnematophyceae; Desmidiales; Closteriaceae
Source: the annotation of a GenBank genome assembly
AUGCCUGUACCGGGAUUCGAAGGAUCGCUUCUGGAUUUCGUCAUGCGGGAAACGGAAGUGCUCCACGGAAAGGUUAGGCGCUACACAAGCCCCACUGAACGGCCGUUCUUCCCUGAUGCCAUUCCGCCUCUUAUUCUGCCUCCCUUGAACUACCCCAGAGUGAUAGCGCAGGGAGGAAGGCCCAUGACAGACGCGUCUCAAAGAUCCAUUUUACUGUUCCUCACCCCCCGUGCUCUGCGCGCGUGUGCUCCAUUCCCGACCCCUCCUCGCUCCGCGCGUGUCUGCAGUAGUGCCAUGUCUAAUCCUUGCUGCCGCCCGUGGGACUUCCUUCCCUUGUGCAGCUACCAGGGAGUUUUGGCGAACUCGUUAGAAGCCGCUCCGUUUAUUGCCAAGUUGGCCCAAGAGCCGUUCACCGAAGUCCCGCUGGUGUGGGUCGUGCACGAGGCUGACGUGGCGGACAGGCUGGCAGUGUACGAGUCCAGUCAGCAUCUGCAGGGGCUGAGGCAGCAGUGGGUUGACCUAUUCGCUCGCCCUGACGCCCUUGUAUUCCCCUGCAUGGCACUCAAAGAGCGAUACCAGUCCCUGAACACUGGAAACUUCCUGGUAAUUCCCGGCUCGCCCACGUGGACGUACGCCGCGUCCCGAUUCGCCGCGUCGCACUCGCCAGAGUCGGCGCGGGCGGCGCGUCAGAUCCCGCCUGACACGUUCACUGUAGCAGUGGCGGGAAACCAGAGGGUGUACCAGGGGAAGUGGCGGGAAAGGGCGAUGGCCAUGCAUGCUGUUCACUCAUUGGUGGAGCCACCUGGUAUGGGGUGGGGGUCUAUAUGGGGGUGGAUGGGACGGGAUGUUGGGGACAAGGGAGGAGGGGAAGGCGGAGGAGGAGGGGGAGGAGGGAGAAUAGGGGGAGGAGGGGAAGGAGGGGAAGGAGGAAGGGAGCAGAGAGGGGGAGGGAGAGGGAGAGGAGGGGAAGGGAACCAGAAGGAGCGUGAGGGGGUUUCUGCUGUGGAGCGAGCGCACGUGGUGUUCAUGGGUAGCUGGAACGGCUCAGGGUCACAGUCGCAGCUGGCGGUGCUUAAGGUGGUAGCGAAGCAUCUGCUUAUAGCGAAUCUGACGUGGGGCGUGGGGGAGGCGGAGGGGGAGGAGGGGAUGGGCGUGCUUUUGGGCAGUGAUGUGGUGGUGUGGAGCUCGGUGGAGGAGGAGAGGGAGGUGAAUCCGCUGCUCGUGAAAGCACUAGCCUUGGGGAAGGUGGUGGUUGCGCCAAAGCUAAUCAAGAUCCGAGCAGAGGCGAGUGAUGUGGUGGUGUGGAGCUCGGUGGAGGAGGAGAGGGAGGUGAAUCCGCUGCUCGUGAAAGCACUAGCCUUGGGGAAGGUGGUGGUUGCGCCAAAGCUAAUCAAGAUCCGAGCAGAGGCGAGUGAUGUGGUGGUGUGGAGCUCGGUGGAGGAGGAGAGGGAGGUGAAUCCGCUGCUCGUGAAAGCACUAGCCUUGGGGAAGGUGGUGGUUGCGCCAAAGCUAAUCAAGAUCCGAGCAGAGGCGAGUGAUGUGGUGGUGUGGAGCUCGGUGGAGGAGGAGAGGGAGGUGAAUCCGCUGCUCGUGAAAGCACUAGCCUUGGGGAAGGUGGUGGUUGCGCCAAAGCUAAUCAAGAUCCGAGCAGAGGCGAGUGAUGUGGUGGUGUGGAGCUCGGUGGAGGAGGAGAGGGAGGUGAAUCCGCUGCUCGUGAAAGCACUAGCCUUGGGGAAGGUGGUGGUUGCGCCAAAGUUAAUCAAGAUCCGAGCAGAGGCGAGUGAUGUGGUGGUGUGGAGCUCGGUGGAGGAGGAGAGGGAGGUGAAGCCGCUGCUCGUGAAAGCGCUGGCGCUGGGGAAGGUGGUGGUUGCGCCAAAGAUAAUCAAGAUCCGAGCAGAGGUGAGAGGGUGGGUGAGUAGUGCUGCUUCUCGAGGGGUGCUGAUGGCGAGUGAUGUGGUGGUGUGGAGCUCGGUGGAGGAGGAGAGGGAGGUGAAUCCGCUGCUCGUGAAAGCGCUGGCGCUGGGGAAGGUCAUUGUGGUGCCGAAAGUGAUCAAGAUCCGAGCAGAGGUGGGUGGGUGGGCGGGUAGGUGGGUGCGGGUGGUGGUUAGGUCGGCGGAGAGGGAGGUGAAUCCGCUGCUGGUGAAAGCGCUGGCGCUGGGGAAGGUGUUGGUUGCACCGAAGCUGAUCAAGAUUCGAGCAGAGGUGAGGGGUUGGGCUUGUGGGUCCCCCACUGAUCCCACUCCUCCCACUCCCCCCCAUCCUCACCCCCCCUCACAGUUGACGAAUGGCGUGCAUGCUCUUUUCUACGACCCCGGGAAGGAAGCUUCCAUGAAACAGGCGCUCCUUAAAGCUGCGUCGCUUUCCCAGUCUGACGCGCUCGCCAUGUCAGCAUCGGGCCGCGAGCUCUCAUUGGCCCUGGGCGCGCGCAGCGUGGUUAAGGAGGUAGCGAGGUUGCUAGAACGGGUAAUGGAGGGGGGCGUGGGGAUUAGAAGCCCUCGGCCGGCGGACUGGCUGUGGUGGGAUAAGAAGCAGGCGUGGAUGUGGGGCGAGGAGGGCGGUUGGGGAUGGGGAGAGGGAGGGGAGAAGGGAGGAGACGGAGGAGUGGGAGGGAGAGGGGAAGGAAGAGAAGGAAGGGGAGAGGGAGGAGGAGGGAGGGGAGAGGGAGGACAGGGGACAGGAGGCGGUGGGACGAAGAGGGGUGGGGAGGAGGAGGAAGAGGGCGAGGGAGUGGAUCUAGGUGGGAGUGUGGAGGAAGGGGAGGCUGUGGUGGUGAAGGGCGGGGAGAGUGGGGGGAUUGGAGGGAGGAAGGUGAUACUAAGGGAAGGUGGCUAUAAGGGGCGAAGGACGGGGUUGAAGGAGGGAGGCAAGGAAAGGGAGGGCGGUAAGGAGGAAGCAGUGGGGAUGGGAGGGGAAGAGAGAGGGGACGUGGCAAGGAGUGAUGGGAGGAGCAGUGGGAGUGUGAGGAGUGAGGGAGGGAGUGCGGGCAGGAGAGAGGGAGGGAGUGAGAGGAGUGUGGUGUUGCAGAUGGAGGAGGAGUGGGAGGAGUUGAAGAGAAGGGAAGCGGCAUUGCUGAUGGGAGACAAAACGAGGGACAGCAUGCUCAUGGCCGAGAUGGAUGGGGCUGAGGAGGCGGUGGGAGGCGGGUUAGCGGGUUCUGAGGCGCCUCAAAAGGCGUUGCUGAUGGGAGACAAAACGAGGGACAGCAUGCUCAUGGCCGAGAUGGAUGGGGCUGAGGAGGCGGUGGGAGGCGGGUUAGCGGGUUCUGAGGCGCCUCAAAAGGCGUUGCUGAUGGGAGACAAAACGAGGGAUAGCAUGGUCAUGGCUGAGAUCGAUGGUGCAGCAGCAGCAGUAGGAGGAGCAGCGGGAGGAAGGGCUAGGGGCGACUUAGCUAAUAAAGCAGCAGCCACAGGAGGAGGGGUAGUGGGGCCAGGGACGGCGGAGGCAGAGGGUGCUGCAGCUUCAGCUGCUGCCACUGCUACUGUGGGGGGAGAGGGCAGCGCAGGAGAGAGGACAGGAGGAGGAGCAGCAGCAGCAGGAGUGCCUGAGCUGAAAGCACCGGAGGAGCAAGUGGAAGCUGAUAUUCUGUGGGACCGCAGGGAGCACGAGUCGCUGUCAUGGGAGGAGGUGAAGGUGGGGGUGAAGCGGGCGGAGAGGAGUGGGCUGCAUGAGAGGGACGACGGCGACCUGGAAAGAUCAGGCCAGCCCAUCUGCAUCUACGAGCCCUACACUGGGAAUGGAUCCUGGCCGUUCAUUCAUGACAAGGAUACCCUCUACCGUGGGGUUAGUCUGUCGCGCUCCUCCCGCCGCCCCAACCUGUAUGAUGAUGUCAACGCGUGGGCGCGUCUCCCCAUGCUCGCCUCGCCCUACUACCGCGACGUGCUCUGCGACUUUGCAGCCCUACUGGCAAUCAACUACCGCAUAGACCGAGUCCAUAGGAACCCCUGGAUCGGCUUCCAGCCCUGGCGGGUCCGGGCGGAGAAUGUGGGGUUGAGUAGUAAGGCGGAAAAGGCGCUGGUUGGGACUAUAGAGAGGGGGACUGUAGCGGAUGCGGUAGUGUACUGGGGGGAGGGGGAGGGGGAGGGGGAGGGGGAGGGGGAGGAGGAGGGGGAGGGGGAGGGGGGAGGGGGAGGGGGAGGUGGGGGAGAGCAUGGGGGGAAGGGGGAUGGGGGAGGGGAGACGGGGGGAGGAUCGGGGAAGAUGCGUGUUGGGGGGUUGGAGGAGCGAGCAGGGGAUGACUUUUGGACGACAUGUGACAUGAUGAACCGUGGUAACUGCAGAGCUGCAUUCCUUGAGGCCAUGAGGCUGGUGUACAGCCUGCCGUCCAACUGGACCACUCUGCCGCCCAUGCCCACCGGAGGGGGUACCUGGUCUGCCAUGCAUGCAUGGGCCAUGCCAGCACACAACUUCGUGGAGUUCAUGCUGUUUGCACGCAUGUUCGUGGACGCUCUGGAUGUGAAGUUCUACCAGAGACACGUGGCCCACGGCACAUGCCCUUUGGCCCAGAGCCAUGCAGAGGAGCGGCACUGUUACUGCCGACUGCUCGACCGGCUUGUGAACGUGUGGGCAUACCACAGCAGAAAGAGAAUGCUGCUUCUCAACCCCCACACGGGCACUCUUAAAGAGCAACACCCGGUUCCCACGCGCUCUAAGUCCCGCUCCCGGCGCGCCUGGUUCCAGUGGUUCUCCCGCCCGGCACUUAAAGCCAUGGAUGAGGAACGUGCAGAAGAGACGGACGACCCCGCCCACGCGAUCAACGGGCGGCGGUGGCUUUGGCCUCAUCUGGGGGAGGUGCAGUGGCAGGGGUCGAACGAGCGGGAUAGGAUGUUUAGACUGUGGCAGAAGGGGCAGAAGGAGAGGAGGAAGAAAGAGAGACUGGCGCGGAUGAGAGUGAGAUACAAGCAGGAGGCGUUGGGAGGGCCCGUGGUGAAGACAUUGGGGGAGGUUGGGGGUAAGGGUUUGGGGAGGAAUGGGAGCGUUGUGGAGGGUGAUGGGGAGGAGGGGAAGAGUGGAAGUAGUGGCAGCGGCGGCACUGACAGGGGUAGUGGUGUAAGCAAGAAGAGUAGCAGCAGCAGUAGCAGUGACACAGCUCAGGAGGAGGGCAAGGAGGACAGUGACACAAGGUGA